GGGCCGGGGCGGUGGGACCGGGGCGAGGCGGCGCAUCCCCGGGAUGGAAGGGCCUGGAGCUUCGAUGCCGCCGGGCCUGGGCAGCCCGUGUGAAUGGUGGUCGGCUUCGGUCCUGAGAGUUGGGACCAUACUUCUCCGCGCGAAGGGAAACUCUGGCGGCUCCGCCUGUAACGCGAUUGGGAGACAGAGGAGGUGGAGCUGCUCCUCCGCGCCCCCUCCUCGCCAACGCCGCCGCAGCCGCCUCGGCCCGGGACCGGCCGGCCUCUUCCCCGCCCUCCCAGGACCACUGGUGGGGUCCUUGCUCUGGUCGGGGAGGAGGGAGGAGGGUCGGGGAAAAGUCGACGGGGAGGUCGAGGCUUCCCCUACGUAGUAACAGCCCUUCCAGGCUGCGCUCGGCGCAACUGACAAAAGGCAGCCUGUGAUCCCCCUGCCACGCACCCCCAGAGGGGAAGCCCCAGCCCCCCAACCGCCGUAUAUAUACUGACGGUGGGUGACUGAUGAGCACUCCUUGAGUCCUCACCGGUAAAUGGUGGACCCUCACCCCCACCCCCACCCCCACCCCACCUCGACACAAACAACAGGGUAAGCACUGUGCACUCUUGCGCUGUCAAUUAGUAACUUCUCUUGGGUGGACCCUGGGAGCAGAGCGAGGGCAGAAAGGAAAGGCCGGUUUCCCACUCUAAUCCCCGCGACUCGGUAAAUGAGGGCUGGGAUAUGAACCCUCUCCCAGUUUGAAGGGCAGAGUUUAUAAGCCCUCUUGGUUGGUGAGGACAGCCCCAGGAGGGCGGGGAGAGGUGCUUGCUCUUUGCAGACAGAAGUUAGGCAGCCUUGGGCCCUGCUGAAGCGGUCCAGAGAAAGGUGGGCCCAGAAGAGCUAGGCUUUGGCUGUGACUCUGGCUGGGGUUUGAGAUCUGGGGAAUGGGCGAGAGAUCCUAGCUGUGUAAGUUGGGGACCUGAGGCCCAGCUCCAAACCAGCCUUUUCAGCCUGCUCUGGCCUCGUCAUUAAUAAAAGUGGGGCUGACCCUGUGUCAUCCUUCAAGAAGCCAGGUGGCUUGGAGAGGAUUGUGGGUUCCAUAUCUCCCCUGUUGGCUGGGUUUUCUUGGCUGUGAAAUGAGGGUUCUUUCAACAUGUAAGGAGCACCUGCUCUGUGCUAACGUUUGUCCUGGUUACUGGAGCCUCUGAAUCAAAAGUCACAUUCCCUGCCUUUAAGGAGUUUCAAGAGUGGGAGUGUGGAACAAGGAGAAGAGUGGCCUUGGUUGGUGCCUCUAAUGCCAGGCACACACCAUAUCACGUUUAAUGGUCAGAGCAGUCCCGCCUCCCAUUCUCCACAUAGGAAACCUGAAGCUUAGAGAGCCCAAGGCAGAGCUGCAAUAUACACGAGGGUGGUGGCUGGGGAUGUCCACUGGCCAUGUGUAGUGGGCUCCUCAGGAGCAUGGGGGGACAGGGAAGGCUUCCCUGGGAGGUGAUGGUUGGGCACCAGAGUUAAUGGGAUAGAGAGGGAGUGGGCACGGAGGAGUGUGAAACAGCCUGCAGUUCAGGCUGGCAGGAACGAAGAGCAUGUGCGGGGGAGCACUGGCAUGGAUCGCACAGGAGAGCAUGUGGACUGGAGGGCUUGACCUUUAUACUCCAGCCCCUGGGGUGCCCCAAAGACUCUGGAAGGAGGGAUGUACUCCGAUACAUCGCUUGAAGUUCCCCUGAGGUGGGAGGGGGUAAGCUGGAGGGGCUGGGAGCUGCUCUAUGGCCGGUGGCAGAGGUUAAGUGAAAUAUGUGCCCUUCUUCUUUUUGUCCUCCUCCUACCCAUGGUAUGUGGGGAAGGGCGAGGGUUGCUCGGCCCUGUGGCAGUGAUUGAAGAAGCCUGACACUUUUCCCAGCGUGAGUCGGUCUCCAGUAUCCUAUGUGGCCUUGCCAGGAGCUGUUCUGAUCCUGCCCAUCCGCUUCCUGUGGGCCACUCGACCCAGCUGGGAUUUUACAUUUAGGGAUUGUCCCGGUUGCUGCCCUUUGAGGGCUGGAGAACUUUGGCUUGAAGUAGGCGCUGAGCAAAUGUUUGUAAGCGAAUGCUGGGUCAGACCCUCUGCCCAAGGCACAUCCCUAGGCGGGAGGUGGUAGGAGGGACUGAGCAGUGGCUGAGCAUGGGAGAUGGCCUCUGCCCAUCCUCAGGCAGACCCUGUCUUCCCAGAGGAAGAAACUUUCUCCCCCCAUCCCUUGGAAACAAGGUGGGGGGUUCCUGGGAAGCCUGGCCUUGCCACAGUCCUGGCCUUGCCACAGUCCUGGGCUUCUCGCCGGGUUCACGACUCUCCUCCUACCCCCUCAGUGGCAAACAGAGGCUGCCUUGUUCCUGCUCCCAUAGAGCUGCCCUGUUCUCUGCACACUAAAAAUGGAAACCCCCAAGCUAUUUUGGGAGCACUGCCCAGCCAGGCCGUGGCCACAGUACACUGCUUCCACCGGGCUGCUGGACCCUCCUCCAAGCCUACGCCCAGCCCUGCUCACUCUGGGCCAGCCUCAGGAGCACCCUGCCGGGAGCCUUGGCUGGAAGGAGCCAACCUGGACCCUGGGAAGCUCUGGGAACAGAGUGAACAGGCAGACUGGCAGCUGGGUGGUGGGAGGGGCUGGGCCAUGCCGCCUGGGCACAGGCAAGUAGGGGAAGUGUCUCAGCUUGGGAUGCAUGCCCUGUCCUCUGUGCUUUACCAAUCUUGGUGCUCCUGGCUGGAGACCAUCCAGGUCUGGGAAAGGUGGCUGGUGUCACCUGGCUUCAGGUGGAGCCUGCAAGGAUGGGUCUGUGAGGAGAGCAGGCACUCAAGGUCUGCGAAGGUCCUGGGGAUGUGGGGCACAUCUAGUCUGGUGACUUCCUUUAGGACAAUCCCCCCUGCCCCCCACCCUCCAGCCCUGCUCUGCUCUGCCCUGCAGGAGAGGAGAUAGCAAGAGAUGGCCUGGCUUCUGCAGCCCUCUAGGACUUAGGGCUCAAACCAGGGAAGUGUGCGUGAGUCUGUGUGUGUGGGGUCUGAAAGUGGGUGGUGGUGUGUAUGUCUUGGGUGGGUGGGUGCAUGUGAUGUGCCUGUGUGGAGUGCAUGUUUCUUUGUGUAAAAAGUUUGUCUCUGGAUGUGUCUUUGUGCAGGUGUCUAAGUGCAGGUGGGUAGCGUGUCUGUGUGGGACGUUUGCCUGUAUUUCUGGGCAUGUGUCUCCGUGCGCUAUGCACAGGCAGUAUGUGCAUGCAUCUGUGUGUGUGCUCGUGCCCAUGUGUUUGUGUGUAGGUGUGUGCAUCCAGGGUGGGUGGUAUGUAUGCUUCUUGGUGUGUGCGAGCAUGUGUCUGCUUAUGUGCUGGUGGUGGUUUGGGCCUAGGCUAGCCCCGGGCCUGUGUGGAGGGUAUGUACCAGGGUACCCUGACAGGGAAGAGUUUGGGCAGAGGAUGAGGAUGGGAGAGUGCCGAGAACGGGCUGCAGGGGGCACAGGACUAAAGUGGGGGCCUGACUGGGCCCUGCCAGCCGCGCAGCUCCUUCCUAGCUGCCCUUUCCCAGGCCCUGAGGGUGCUUGGUUCUGCUGCCCUCCCCCUCUGUGGGCUCUGAGGAGGCGUCCCUGUGGAAUGUGUUUGGUGGCCGAGGGCCAGGCUGGGCCCAGCUCCACCAGCAGACUGGGCAGCCGGGAGAGGUGACUCUCACACGGGGCAUGCUGUUGUCUCCUGAUCCAGCUGGCCUUGCCAGGUGACCAUGCCUGCCCUCGGCCCAGCUCUUCUCCAGGCACUCUGGGCCGGGUGGGUCCUCACCCUCCAGCCCCCUCCACCGACUGCUUUCACUCCCAAUGGUACGCAUCUGCAGCACCUGGCGCGGGAUCCCACCUCAGGCACCCUCUACCUAGGAGCCACCAACUUCCUGUUCCAGCUGAGCCCUGAACUGCAGCUGGAGGCCACUGUGUCCACUGGCCCUGUGCUAGACAGCAGGGACUGUCUGCCACCUGUGACACCUGAUGAGUGCCCUCAGGCCCAGCCCACCAACAACCCAAACCAGCUGCUCCUGGUGAGCCCUGGGGCCCUGGUGGUGUGUGGCAGUGUGCACCAGGGGGUCUGUGAACAGCGGCGCCUGGGGCAGCUCGGGCAGCUGUUGCUGCGGCCAGAGCGACCUGGGGACACCCAGUAUGUGGCUGCCAACGACCCUGCCGUCACCACGGUGGGACUGGUGGCCCAGGGCUUGGCUGGGGAGCCCCUCCUCUUUGUGGGGCGGGGCUACACCAGCAGGGGUGUGGGGGGAGGCAUCCCUCCCAUCACUACCCGCGCCUUAAGGCCGCUGGACCCCCAGGCUGCCUUCUCUUACGAGGAGACGGCCAAGCUAGCUGUGGGCCGCCUCUCCGAGUACAGCCACCACUUUGUGAGCGCCUUUGCACGCGGGGCCAGUGCCUACUUCCUGUUUCUCCGGCGGGACCUGCAAGCUCAGUCUCGAGCUUUCCGUGCCUAUGUGUCCCGUGUGUGCCUCCGGGACCAGCACUACUACUCCUACGUGGAGUUGCCUCUGGCCUGUCAGGGGAGCCGCUAUGGGCUGAUCCAGGCUGCGGCUGUCGCCAUGUCCGCGGAGGUGGCCCGGGGGGAGGUGCUCUUUGCAGCCUUCUCCUCGGCCGCUCCCCCCACUGUGGGCCGGCCCCCGUUGGCAGCUGCCGGGGCAUCUGGAGCCUCUGCCCUCUGUGCCUUCCCUCUGGAUGAGGUGGAUCGCCUUGCUAAUCGCACACGUGAUGCCUGCUACACUCGGGAGGGCCGCGCUGAGGAUGGGGCCGAGGUGGCCUACAUUGAGUAUGAUGUCAAUUCCGACUGUGCUCAGCUGCCCGUGGACACCCUGGAUGCUUACCCUUGUGGCUCAGACCACACGCCCAGCCCCAUGGCCAGCCGUGUCCCCCUGGAAGCCACGCCAGUUCUGGAGUGGCCAGGGGUUCAGCUAACAGCCGUGGCGAUCACUGUGGAAGAUGGACACACCAUUGCUUUCCUGGGUGACAGUCAAGGGCAGCUGCAUAAGGUCUACUUGGGCCCAGGGAGUGAUGGCCACCCGUACUCCACACGGAUCAUCCAGCAGGGGUCUGCGGUGAGCAGAGACCUCAUCUUUGAUGGGGCCUUCGAGCACCUGUACGUCAUGACCCAGAGCACGCUUCUCAAGGUUCCUGUGGCCUCCUGUGCUCAGCACCUGGACUGUGCAUCUUGCCUGGCUCACAGGGACCCGUACUGUGGGUGGUGUGUGCUCCUCGGCAGGUGCAGUCGCCAUUCCGAGUGCUCUCGGGGCCAGGGCUUAGAGCGGUGGCUGUGGAGCUUCCAGCCUGAGGUGGGCUGUCUGCAAGUGGCAACCUUGAGUCCUGCUAACAUCAGCCGUGAGGAGAGGAGGGAGGUUUUCUUGUCGGUACCCGAUCUGCCACCCCUGUGGCCAGGGGAGUCUUAUUCCUGCCACUUCGGGGAAUACCAGAGUCCUGCCCUGCUGACCAGUUCUGGUGUGAUGUGCCCCUCCCCAGACCCUAGUGAGGCUCCAGAGCUGCCGAGAGAAGCUGACCACGUCUCCGUGAGCCUGGAGCUCAGGUUUGGCACCGUCGUGAUUGCCGAGGCUUCCCUCUCCUUCUAUGACUGCACGGCUGUCACCUUGCUCCGCCCGUCUGCACAGUGCCAGGCCUGCGUGAGAAGCCUCUGGGGGUGUAACUGGUGCGUCUGGCAGCACCUGUGCACGCACAAGGCCUUGUGUGAUGCUGGGCCCAUGGUGGUCAGCCGACAGAGCCCGCCCCUCUCCCCAGCCCCUCCUGCAAGAGACGCACCCACCUCCUUCCCACCCACAGCCCCCAGGGCCACGGUCGCCCUGACUCUUGACGCCCUUCCUGUGGACACUCCUUCCAUAGCCACAGCCUUGGAUGUCCCCCCCGGGGCCAGGCCUUCCCUGCUCAGCCCCCGGGGGCCGUGGGCAGGUCCCGGCCCCACACCUGCCUCGGCUUCCACGGGCUCACCUCUCCACAAGGCCCCUCCUCCUCCCAGCCCCCGCCAGAGGCCUGGAACCGCUGUCCCUGCCCCUACAGCCUUCGGACCCAUGGCCACCGCCGAGGACCUCUUGGCCUCCCACCCAUCGCCCUCAGAUGCAGCAGCACUGCCCCCCGCCCUUGCAGAGCCUGGCCCCGAGGCUCUCCCCUCUGCGGUACCCCUGGACCAGCCCCCCAGCACGGCUCCCGCCACCACUUUCCCAGGGGCCGCUGGCUCCACGAAGCCUGCUCUGGACUGGCUCAUGAGAGAAGGCGGCGAGCUGCCCGAGGCGGAUGAGUGGACAGGGGGUGACACGCCCGCCUUCUCCACUUCCACCCUCCUCUCAGGUGAUGGAGACUCUGCUGAGCACGAGGGCCCUCCCGCCCCCCUCAUCCUCCUGUCCAGCCUUGACUACCAGUACGACACCCCUGGGCUCUGGGAGCUGGUGAGACCCGGCCCAGGAAGGAGGCCUCAGGGGAGGGGAUUGGGACAGAUGCAGCCUCUUGGCCACCUUGCGAUUCUGCAGGGGAAGGAUGGAGGGGAGGGGGGCGUCUGCUGCCUCACGCUGGCCUGGCCCUGGGGUUGUGCCUGGGAAAGGGAUGAGGCGGCAGGUGGGCUCCAUAGACUGCCUGGCGCUUGGUGCCUGCAGGAGGAGAUGACCUUGGGGGCAGGCUCCUGCCCUUGUGUGGAGAGUGUGCAGGGCUCCAGCCUGAUGCCGGUCCACGUGCAGCGAGAAGUGCGACUGCUGGGCAGGAACCUGCGCCUCUUCCAGGACAGCCCAGGAGACCAUGAGUGUGUGAUGGAGCUGGAGGGCCACGAGGUGGUGGUUGAGGCCCGGGUCGAAUGCGAGCUGCCUCCAGAUACCCGGUGCCAUGUCACCUGCCAGCAGCACCAGCUCAGCUAUGAGGCUCUACAGCCAGAGCUCCGCGUGGGGCUGUUUCUGCGUCGGGCUGGCCAUUUGCGUGUGGACAGUGUGGAUGGGCUGCACGUGGUGCUGUAUGAUUGUUCCGUGGGACACGAGGACUGCAGCCGCUGCCAAACUGCCAUGCCCCAGUACGGCUGUGUGUGGUGCAAGGGGAAGCAUCCACGCUGUGUGGCCCAGGAGGCCUGUGGCGAGGCUGAGGCUGUGGUCACCCAGUGCCCAGCACCCCUCAUCCACUCGGUGGAGCCACUGACUGGGCCUGUAGACGGAGGCACCCGUGUCACCAUCAGGGGCUCCAACCUGGGCCAACACGUGCAGGACGUGCAGGACACGGUCAGGGUGGCUGGAGUGCCCUGUGCUGUGGACGCUCAGGAGUACGAGGUGUCCAGCAGCCUUGUGUGUAUCACUGGGGCCAGCGGGGAGGAGGUGGCAGGCGCUGUGACGGUGGAGGUGCCAGGAAGAGGACGCGGCGUCUCAGAGCAUGAGUUUGCCUACCAGGACCCAAAGGUGCAUUCCAUCUUCCCGGCCCGAGGCCCCAGAGCCGGGGGCACCAACCUCACCCUGCAUGGCUCCAAGCUUCUGACCGGGCGGCUGGAGGACAUCCGAGUGGUAGUUGGAGACCAGCCUUGUCACCUGCUGCUGGAGCAGCAGGCGGAGCAACUGCGGUGUGAGACCAGCCCACACCCCACGCCUGCCACACUCCCCGUGGCUGUGUGGUUUGGGGCUGCUGAGCGGAGGCUUCAUCACAGCCAGUUCGAGUACACAUCAGAUCCCAAUGUCACCUCUGCUGGCCCCGCCAAGAGCUUCCUCAGUGGAGGACGUGAGAUAUGGGUCCGUGGCCAGAAUUUGGACGUGGUGCAGACACCAAGAAUCCGAGUGACUGUGGCCACGAGAGCGCCAGGACCAGGCCAGGGGCUUGGGUGGAGGCACCGCGUGAUCCCAGAGACGGCGUGCUCCCCCGGAGCCUCCUGUGGCGGCCUGCACUUUGAGGAGCCUUGCCACGUGAACAACUCCCAGCUCAUCACGUGCCGCACGCCGGCCCUCCCAGGCCUGCCUGAGGACCCCUGGGUCCGUGUGGAAUUCAUCCUUGAAAACCUGGUCUUUGACUUUGCAACACUGAACCCCACACCCUUCUCCUAUGAGGCCGACCCCACUCUGCAGCCGCUCAACCCCGAGGACCCCACCGCACCAUUCCGGCACAAGCCUGGGAGUGUGCUCUCUGUGGAGGGGGAGAAUCUGGACCUUGCAAUGUCCAAGGAGGAGGUGGUGGCCAUGAUAGGGGACGGCCCCUGCAUGGUGAAGACGCUGACCCGGCACCACCUGUACUGCGAGCCCCCCGUGGAGCAGCCCCUACCCCGGCACCAUGCCCUCCGGGAGGUGCCUGAUGCUUUGCCUGAGUUCACGGUGCAGAUGGGGAACCUACGCUUCUCCUUGGGCCACGUGCAGUACGAUGGCGAGAGCCCUGUGGCUUUCCCCAUGGCAGCCCAGGUGGGCUUGGGGGUGGGCACCUCUCUUCUGGCUCUGGGUGUCAUCAUCAUUGUCCUCAUGUACAGGAGGAAGAGCAAGCAGGCUCUGAGGGACUAUAAGAAGGUGCAGAUCCAGCUGGAGAAUCUGGAGAGCAGCGUGCGGGACCGCUGCAAGAAGGAGUUCACAGACCUUAUGACCGAGAUGACCGAUCUUACCAGUGACCUUCUGGGCAGCGGCAUCCCCUUCCUCGACUACAAGGUGUAUGCCGAGAGGGUCUUCUUCCCUGGGCACCAGGAGUCACCCUUGCACCGGGACUUGGGCGUGCCUGAGAGCAGGCGACCCACUGUGGAACAAGGGCUGGGGCAGCUCUCCAACCUGCUUAACAGCAAGCUCUUCCUCAUCAAGUUCAUCCACACCCUGGAGAGCCAGCGCACCUUCUCAGCUCGGGACCGCGCCUACGUGGCAUCUCUGCUCACCGUGGCACUGCACGGGAAGCUUGAGUACUUCACUGACAUCCUGCGCACCCUGCUCAGUGACCUGGUGGCCCAGUACGUGGCCAAGAACCCCAAGCUGAUGCUGCGCAGGACAGAGACCGUGGUGGAGAAGCUGCUCACCAACUGGAUGUCUAUCUGCCUCUACACUUUCGUGAGGGACUCGGUAGGGGAGCCUCUGUACAUGCUUUUCCGUGGAAUUAAGCAUCAAGUGGACAAGGGGCCGGUAGACAGCGUGACUGGCAAAGCCAAAUACACCCUGAAUGACAACCGCCUGCUCCGAGAGGACGUGGAGUACCGUCCCCUGACCUUGAAUGCACUACUGGCUGUGGGGCCUGGAGCGGGAGAAGCCCAGGGCGUGCCUGUGAAGGUCCUGGACUGUGACACCAUCUCCCAGGCCAAGGAAAAGAUGUUGGACCAGCUUUAUAAAGGAGUGCCUCUUGCCCAGCGGCCAGACCCCCGCACCCUGGACGUCGAAUGGCGGUCUGGGGUGGCCGGGCAUCUCAUUCUUUCUGACGAGGACGUGACUUCUGAGGUCCAGGGUCUGUGGAGGCGCCUGAACACCCUGCAGCAUUACAAGGUCCCAGACGGAGCAACUGUGGCCCUCGUCCCCUGCCUCACCAAGCAUGUCCUCCGGGAAAGCCAGGAUUACGUCCCUGGAGAGAGUCUUGGUACAGGGACCCCAAUGCUGGAGGAUGUGGACGAGGGGGGCAUCCGGCCCUGGCACCUGGUGAAGCCAAGCGAGGAGCCGGAGCCGCCCAGGCCUCGGAGGGGCAGCCUCCGGGGCGGGGAGCGGGAGCGAGCCAAGGCCAUCCCUGAGAUCUACCUGACCCGCCUGCUGUCCAUGAAGGGCACCCUGCAGAAGUUUGUGGAUGACCUGUUCCAGGUGAUUCUCAGCACCAGCCGUCCCGUGCCGCUCGCUGUGAAGUACUUCUUUGACCUGCUGGAUGAGCAGGCCCAGCAGCAUGGCAUCUCGGACCAGGACACCGUCCAUAUAUGGAAGACCAACAGCUUGCCGCUGAGGUUCUGGAUCAAUAUCAUAAAAAACCCGCAGUUUGUGUUCGACGUGCAGACAUCUGAUAACAUGGAUGCAGUGUUCCUGGUCAUUGCACAGACCUUCAUGGAUGCCUGCACCCUGGCUGACCACAAGCUGGGCCGGGACUCUCCCAUCAACAAACUUCUGUAUGCUCGGGAUAUUCCCCGGUACAAACGGAUGGUGGAAAGGUACUAUGCAGACAUCAGACAGACCAUCCCCGCCAGUGAUCAAGAGAUGAACUCCAUCCUGGCCGAGCUGUCCCGGAACUACUCUGGAGACCUGGGGGUGCGAGUGGCCCUGCACGAACUCUACAAGUAUAUCAACAAAUACUAUGACCAGAUCAUCACUGCCCUGGAGGAAGAUGGCACGGCCCAGAAGAUGCAGCUGGGCUAUCGGCUCCAGCAGAUCGCAGCGGCUGUAGAAAACAAGGUCACAGAUCUGUAGGGACUUGGAGAGCCCCUGGCCUGCUGUGCCUCAGCCCCGCCUGGGCAGCCCCGGAACCACGAGGGAGAGACCACCUUCUUAGAUGCCUGUAGUGCCUGCCCAGCGGAGUUAGUGGAAGGUGGCUCCAAGUCUCCUGGUGGCUCUGGCCUGGGCCCUGCUGGACAUCUCGCAGGCGUGGGGCCUUGAGGCUGAUGGAGUGGUGACCCUGAGGCCAGUGACCCUGCGGGCUACUUUCUGUGUGAUGUUAGUCUGAGGGAAACUGGGGACUAAGGGCUUCCAGAGAGUGGCUGGAAGGGCCUCCAGCCCCUGGGGAGACUGUACUGCUCCUGAACACUGGCCUUUAUCCCAGGGGAUUCAGAGAGGAAGGAGGAGAGCCCCCACUUCCUGUCCCGUCCUCCUCCUCCACCAUCCCUGACCUCAUUAGCCGCCACUGGCCAUGUUGCUGCUGCCAUUUUCCUAGGUCCGAGAGAUGAAUGCCUUUCCUAGGCUGCUGCAAACUGACCUCUCAGCAGGGCUGGCUGCUUCAGGGCCACCCUGCCACCGAGGCAGCCAGGAGUGAGGGGUGUCUGCUGCAGGGGGGCCUCGGGGAGAAUGGUGGCCCUACUGACCUGGCUCUUCAUUAAAGGAUAACACACUG
This is a messenger RNA of Aethalodelphis obliquidens (Pacific white-sided dolphin), 10961 nucleotides long. RefSeq names its product plexin B1 (gene PLXNB1). The transcript is spliced from 37 exons. Gene Ontology annotation, cellular component: semaphorin receptor complex; plasma membrane. NCBI's taxonomy places the organism in Eukaryota, Metazoa, Chordata, Mammalia, Artiodactyla, Delphinidae. The coding region runs from base 3701 to 10324 and encodes 2207 amino acids. Gene Ontology annotation, molecular function: semaphorin receptor activity; protein binding. The record is from RefSeq and is a predicted model, not a curated record. Gene Ontology annotation, biological process: regulation of cell migration; regulation of GTPase activity; positive regulation of axonogenesis.